AUGGCUGGUAUGGGCUCUUCCAACGGUGACAAAUUCGACGAGAUAACGGUGAAGGCCAUACGAAACGAAAUGACCAAAUAUAUACGACAUCUUGACGCAACCGUCGGAAAGCUGAAACGACUACCUAAUCUCGAGGAUAAGUACAAUGAAUUAAAAAACGAGAUAUGGUAUAUGAUGUGCAAACAAUGCAGAUCGAAAACGCUUCAUUUAUCAAGUGAAAAAUUGAAUAAGAUUGGAACGGCAAUAUCACAUCCGCUAAAUGAAACAGAUACAGACAGAGUUGAUGAGCUCAACCAUGAAAUAAAGAUAUUAAGGGAGAGAAUAAAGAAGAAAGACGAGAAAAUUGAAGAAAUGGAGGAAGAAAAGAAAGCCACUUACAAAACUUGCAAAAGGGAUUACACUAAAGCCACAAAAAGGAAAUACGACAACGAGGAGACGCAGGAUGAAUUUCAAGUUCAAGAGGAUAGGAAGGAAGCCCUCAACGAAUUUAAUGAGGAAAAUGAGGAGCAUAGCAGCAAUAUAUCUGAAAUGUCCCAACUUCAAACGGAGAAACAGGCAUCACAGAACGAGAAAGACUCCCUCAACAGGACCAACGAGGAGAUGGCAUCCAUAGAGGAAGGCCUACAGCGCGAAAUUGACAAUCUUACACGACAACUCGAUGACACCAAGGCUGAGCUAAAUACCAUUAAAAAGAAAAACGAAGAAUAUGUUAGAGACAUAUCACAACUACAGACGGAGAGACAGACAUUACAGGACCAGACAAACUCCCUCAGAACGACCAACGAGGAAAAUUCAUCCGUAAUGCGGGAUUUGCAGUUGGACAUUGAAAGAUUGACAACACAAUUCGAUCAAGCACAGACUGAGCUGGCUAACGUUAAAAACGAAAAUGAGGAUAAGUUAUCUACUAUGGAGGGUCUACAGCUGGACCUAGUGAAGCUGACGAGAAAACUCGAUGAAACCCAGGCUGAACUAAAUACUAUUAAAAAGAAAAACGAUGAAUAUGUUAGAGACAUAUCACAACUACAGACGGAGAAACAGACAUUACAGGACCAGACAAACUCCCUCAGAACGACCAACAAGGAGAACUCAUCCGUAAUGCGGGAUUUGCAGUUGGACAUUGAAAGAUUGACAACACAAUUCGAUCAAGCACAGACUGAGCUGGCUAACGUUAAAAACGAAAAUGAGGAUAAGUUAUCUACUAUGGAGGGUCUACAGCUGGACCUAGUGAAGCUGACGAGAAAACUCGAUGAAACCCAGGCUGAACUAAAUACUAUUAAAAAGAAAAACGAUGAAUAUGUUAGAGACAUAUCACAACUACAGACGGAGAAACAGACAUUACAGGACCAGACAAACUCCCUCAGAACGACCAACAAGGAGAACUCAUCCGUAAUGCGGGAUUUGCAGUUGGACAUUGAAAGAUUGACAACACAAUUCGAUCAAGCACAGACUGAGCUGGCUAACGUUAAAAACGAAAAUGAGGAUAAGUUAUCUACUAUGGAGGGUCUACAGCUGGACCUAGUGAAGCUGACGAGAAAACUCGGAUCAGACCAACUUCCUCACCAGGACCAAACAGGGACGUCCUUCACCAUGGAGAGUGAAACAGUCACAGUAAUUAGAGAACUAAGUGAUACAAUUGUGUUCUUAACGUAG
Ylistrum balloti is the source of this 1650-nucleotide messenger RNA. Its product is annotated as myosin heavy chain, clone 203-like. The transcript has 10 exons. The record is from RefSeq and is a predicted model, not a curated record. The coding region runs from base 1 to 1650 and encodes 549 amino acids. NCBI's taxonomy places the organism in Eukaryota, Metazoa, Mollusca, Bivalvia, Pectinida, Pectinidae.